Nannospalax galili (Upper Galilee mountains blind mole rat) is the source of this 996-nucleotide messenger RNA. Its product is annotated as mas-related G-protein coupled receptor member X2-like. The transcript has a single exon. Gene Ontology annotation, molecular function: G protein-coupled receptor activity. Gene Ontology annotation, cellular component: membrane. The coding region runs from base 1 to 996 and encodes 331 amino acids. The record is from RefSeq and is a predicted model, not a curated record. Gene Ontology annotation, biological process: G protein-coupled receptor signaling pathway. Lineage: Eukaryota; Metazoa; Chordata; Mammalia; Rodentia; Spalacidae.
AUGAACCCAGCCAUCUCAACCUGGGGAACUGAAAUCACAGCAGUGAAAAGAUAUGCCAUCAUUCGACUUACACCCUGUGACAUCCGGAGCCUUACCCUGGAUUUUCUCGUCCUCAUCUUUGCUGUGGUUGGGCUGGCAGGAAAUGCCAUCGUGCUGUGGCUUCUGGGCUUCGGGAUGCGCAGGGAUGCCUUCACUGUCUAUGUCCUCAACCUGGCUGGGGCUGACUUCCUCUUCCUCUGCAUUCUGACUGUAUAUUCCCUAGAGCGUAUCAUUGACUCCUUCUACCCCGUCUCCAACUCUGAAUCCAUCCUUGUCUUUGUCUUCAUUGGGCUCAUCUUUGCUUACCUUGUUGGUCUGAGCAUGCUCAGUGCCAUUAGUGCUGAGCGCUGCCUGUCUGUCCUGUGGCCCAUCUGGUACCGCUGCCGACGCCCGAGACACGCAUCGGCUGUCAUCUGUGCUCUGCUCUGGGCCUUGUCUCUGCUUUUAAGCAUCCUUGAAGGGAAAAGAUGUGGCUCCAUGUUGCCCAGUUUUGACUAUGAUUGGUGUCGGGCAUCUGAUUUCAUCUCUGCUGCGUGGGUGAUUGCUUUGUUUGUGGUUCUCUCUGGGUCCAGCCUGGUCCUGCUGGUCAGGAUCUUCUACAGACCACAUCGGAUGCCUGUGACCAGGCUGUAUGUGACCAUUGCACUUACAGUGCUGGUCUUCCUGCUCCUUGGCCUGCCCUUUGGGAUAGAAUGGUUUCUUUUAGCAUGGAUUGAGGAUUUUUAUUUUUCACUCCCUUGUCAUUUGUAUGGGCUGACGAAAUUCCUAUCGUCUGUUAACAGCUGUGUCAACCCCAUCAUUUACUUCUUUGUGGGCUCCAUUAGGCGAUGCAGGUUCCAACGUCGUCACCCUCGUACUUUCAAGCUGAUCUUGCAGAGAGCCAUGCAGGACAUUCCUGAGGAAGAAGAAGGUGAGACCGGUUCUUCAGAAAAGCCCGGAGAAGUGGAAACAGUGUGA